GUUUGGGAGUUGUUGUUGGUGAACAUUGGCGAAGUUUAUUCUUUGAGAGAGAUUUUGUCUCUCUAUUAACUCUGGUGUGUUGACAGUAAAUAAAGAUGUCAGUCCCAUCAGUUUCGUUAUCAACCAGAAACAAAAAGCAUUUCUUGGGUGUACCGGCACCUUUGGGAUACGUUGCGGGUGUUGGAAGAGGAGCUACUGGAUUCACAACCAGAUCUGAUAUUGGUCCAGCUCGAGAUGCUAAUGAUGUAUCGGAUGACAGACAUGCUCCACCUACAAAACGAACAAAAAAGAAGGAAGAAGAAGAAGAAGACGAAGAGGAUUUAAACGACUCGAAUUACGAUGAAUUUUCUGGAUAUGGAGGGUCGCUUUUUAGUAAAGAUCCAUAUGAUAAAGACGACGAAGAAGCUGAUGCCAUUUAUGAAGCUAUCGACAAGCGAAUGGAUGAAAAACGCAAAGAGUAUAGGGAAAAGAGGCUCAGAGAAGAACUAGAAAGGUAUCGUCAAGAACGUCCUAAAAUUCAACAGCAGUUUUCAGACUUGAAACGAGAAUUGGUAAAUGUAACCGAGGAAGAAUGGAAAAAUGUUCCAGAGGUAGGCGACGCUAGAAACCGGAAACAACGGAAUCCGCGGGCUGAAAAGUUCACGCCAUUGCCGGAUUCUGUGCUCGCAAGAAACUUAGGGGGUGAAACAUCCACCAGUAUUGACCCAUCGAGCGGUCUAGCAUCUAUGAUGCCCGGUGUAGCGACUCCCGGAAUGUUGACUCCUACAGGAGAUCUAGAUCUAAGGAAAAUUGGACAGGCUAGAAACACUCUAAUGAAUGUUAAGCUGAACCAAGUUUCUGAUUCCGUGGAAGGACAAACUGUUGUCGAUCCAAAGGGUUAUCUUACCGAUCUGCAAAGUAUGAUUCCGACGUACGGUGGCGAUAUCAACGACAUCAAAAAAGCUAGAUUGUUGUUGAAGUCUGUAAGAGAAACGAAUCCCAAUCAUCCACCAGCAUGGAUCGCAUCGGCCCGUUUAGAAGAAGUCACAGGGAAAGUACAAGCUGCGCGAAAUUUAAUAAUGAAAGGGUGCGAGGUGAAUCCUACGUCGGAAGACUUAUGGCUGGAAGCAGCUAGACUUCAACCACCGGAUACGGCUAAAGCGGUAAUUGCACAAUCAGUGCGACAUAUACCAACGUCUGUUCGAAUCUGGAUAAAGGCGGCCGAUUUAGAGAUGGAAACAAAAGCGAAAAGAAGGGUUUAUCGCAAAGCGUUGGAGCAUAUUCCAAACUCGGUGAGAUUAUGGAAAGCGGCAGUUGAGUUGGAGGAACCGGAAGAUGCGCGCAUUUUGCUUAGCCGAGCGGUUGAGUGUUGCCCAACCAGCGUAGAUCUAUGGCUUGCUCUCGCUAGAUUAGAGACCUACGACAAUGCAAGAAAAGUGCUUAACAAGGCAAGAGAGAACAUUCCAACCGAUAGGCAAAUCUGGACUACCGCAGCAAAAUUGGAAGAGGCAAAUGGAAAUAAACACAUGGUGGAAAAAAUCAUUGAUCGUGCGAUAUCCUCGUUGAGCGCAAACGGAGUUGAAAUCAACAGGGAACACUGGUUCAAAGAAGCUAUGGAGGCGGAGAAGGCUGGCGCAGUUCAUACGUGUCAAGUCAUCGUUAAAGCAAUCAUUGGUUUUGGCGUAGAAGAAGAAGAUAGGAAACAUACGUGGAUGGAGGAUGCGGAAGCUUGUGCCCAACAAGGAGCUUUGGAGUGUGCCAGGGCUGUCUAUGCUUAUGCAUUAUCAACGUUUCCUAGUAAAAAAUCAAUUUGGCUACGCGCUGCGUAUUUCGAGAAAACUUAUGGAACACGAGAAUCUUUGGAAUCUUUGCUCCAAAGAGCAGUUGCCCACUGUCCCAAAAGCGAAGUACUUUGGCUCAUGGGUGCAAAAUCUAAGUGGUUGGCUGGUGACGUUCCAGCUGCCAGAGGUAUUCUGUCACUCGCAUUUCAAGCAAAUCCUAAUUCGGAGGAGAUUUGGUUAGCGGCCGUAAAGCUAGAAUCCGAAAAUUCCGAAUAUGAGAGAGCUCGACGGUUACUUGCGAAAGCGAGAGCGUCUGCACCAACUCCUAGAGUGAUGAUGAAAAGCGCGAAAUUAGAAUGGGCUUUGAACAAUCUUGACGCAGCGUUACUCCUUCUGAAAGAGGCUCUGGAGGCGUUCGACGAUUUUCCUAAGUUAUGGUUAAUGAAGGGACAAAUUGAAGAACAACAAGGAAAUUUGGAUAAAGCUCUAGACACGUACAAUCAAGCUAUCAAGAAAUGUCCAACUUCGAUUCCACUGUGGCGUUUAUUGGCACAACUAGAACACAGGAAAGGCCAAGUUACCAAAGCUCGAUCGGUUUUGGAAAAAGCGCGUUUAAAAAAUCCGAGGAAUGCUGAACUCUGGUUAGAGGCUAUCAGAAACGAAUUGAAAAGUGGUGGUGUUAGGGACAUGGCUAAUACGCUCAUGGCGAAAGCGUUGCAAGAAUGUCCUACGUCGGGUUUACUUUGGGCGGAAGCAAUCUUUAUGGAACCACGGCCACAAAGGAAGACUAAAAGCGUUGAUGCUUUGAAGAAAUGCGAACACGAUCCUCACGUGCUUCUCGCGGUAUCAAAAUUGUUUUGGUGUGAACAUAAAAUUACGAAGUGUAGAGACUGGUUCAACAGAACGGUGAAAAUAGAUCCAGAUUUAGGAGAUGCAUGGGCAUAUUUCUACAAGUUUGAACUUUUAAAUGGAACAGAAGAGCAACAAGAAGACGUGAAGAAACGAUGCAUUGCCGCCGAACCUCAUCAUGGUGAAAACUGGUGUAAAGUAUCCAAGAAUAUAGUGAAUUGGUGUUUGAAUACAGAUCAGAUCCUAAUAUUGGUAGCAAAAGAUCUACCAAUUCCAAUAUAA
Molecule: messenger RNA, 2891 nt
Organism: Colletes gigas
Lineage: Eukaryota; Metazoa; Arthropoda; Insecta; Hymenoptera; Colletidae
Gene: Prp6
Product: pre-mRNA-processing factor 6
Exons: 9
Coding region: 96-2891 (931 amino acids)
Biological process (GO): spliceosomal tri-snRNP complex assembly; mRNA splicing, via spliceosome
Cellular component (GO): catalytic step 2 spliceosome; U4/U6 x U5 tri-snRNP complex
Molecular function (GO): protein binding
Source: RefSeq, a predicted model, not a curated record